UUUCUCGUCCAAUCAAAGUUGGGAGCGGAAGCACGUGGGUAAACAGGACGUGCUUUUGCAUUUCGCGGGUCGUGUGGAGAAGCAGUGCGUGGAAAUGGCGGGUGUAAAUGAGAUGGAGAAGAAGCUGGCAGAGUAUAAAUGUGAUACCAAUGAGGCAAUAUGCUUAAAAUUAGUCCGUUUCCCAGAGGAUGUGGAGGAUGAGGGCACAACAUUCCACCCUGAGUACAGCCAUCAGCUGUUUGGUGACGAUGAGGUGGCUUUUGGGUACAAAGGUCUUCAGAUUCAGCUGUACUACACUGCCGGCAACCUGAGCACGCUGUUUAAAGUGAAAUACUCAGCCAGAGUCACCGAAACCUUUGACUGUGUAGAGCCUGAUGAUGUGGAAGGGAAGAUCAGAGAAAUCAUUCCUCCCGGUUUCAGCUGCAACACUGAUGACUUUAUCUCUCUACUGGAGAAAGAGGGAAACUUUAAGCCGUUCGGAAGCCUCUUGCACACUUACAAAGUUCACAACGUGGAAGAGGGUGUAGACCUCACCUACCAGAUUCAUAAGGUGGAUAUUUUGUCUGCUGGGUUCAGAGAGUAUCACGAGCGUCUCCAGACCUUCCUGAUGUGGUUCAUUGAGACAGCCAGCUUUAUUGAUAUAGAUGAUGAUCGCUGGGACUUCUUUCUUGUUUUUGAGAAAUACAACAAAGAUGGGGAGACACUCUACGCUACGGUUGGCUACAUGACAGUGUAUAAUUACUACGUAUACCCAGACAAAACCAGACCACGUGUCAGUCAGAUGCUGAUCUUGCCACCAUUCCAGGGAGAGGGUCAUGGAGCUCAGCUGCUCGAGACAGUCCACCGGUACUACUGCAACUCUCCCAAAGUACAGGACGUCACAGCUGAGGAUCCCUCUGAGAACUAUGUGAAGCUGAGGGACUUUGUUCUGGUGAAGCUGUGUAUGGCCUUGCCCUCCUUCUCCACAGAGAAACUGGCUCACGGUUUCAGUGAGGAGAUGGCCACAGAAGCACGAGAGAAACUGAAGAUCAACAAGAAGCACGCCAGGCGGGUGUAUGAGAUUCUGAGGCUCAGGAACACAGACAUGAGCGAUGAGGAGAAGGCCAGAGAGUUCAGGCUGGAAGUGAAGAAAAGGCUCUUUGGGCCUUACAGGAAGAACCAGCGUGAGCUGACCAAGAUGCGCAAGUGUUUGAGUCCAGAGGAGCUGGCGUCUCACAUCAGUCAGAUGGACACGAGAAUACAGCAUGAGGAACUGGAGAAGAGCUACCAGGAAGUUCUGGGAGAUUACCGUAGAGUCCUCGAAAGGCUGUCUCAGGCAUGAACACACACGCACAACGCCUCUUGUGGAUUAUUGGAGGACCCAGGAGUCUUGGAUCACUCUGGGACUGCAGUAGGGACUAGCUGAAGAUUGGAGUGCUCACAGAUACAUAGAUAUUUACAUACGCCUACAUCGCCCCUUGCAGCCCAUCCCUUUUUUGUGUAACAUCUUUGAAGUAGAACUUGACCUGUUAGAUGGCAGUGUGUGAGGGGGGAGGGGGGGGAACCAGCUAGUUGAACUAGAUGACCACUGAUGACAUUCUAGUGGAGUUAUUGUGGCAAGAUUCAUUUUGCUCUUUUUUCUUCCAUUUUCUUGUUUGCUUGUUUCGGUCUUCAUUUUCUCCGGUCAACAGGCUCUGUUUUCAGAAUACAACAAUAUAUCGGUUUUGAAGCACUUCUUCAUAAAAAAAAAAUAAAUGUUUUGUAUAUUGCCCAA
This is a messenger RNA of Astyanax mexicanus (Mexican tetra), 1753 nucleotides long. It is a transcript of the gene hat1, whose product is annotated as histone acetyltransferase 1. Gene Ontology annotation, biological process: subtelomeric heterochromatin formation. The record is from RefSeq and is a predicted model, not a curated record. Lineage: Eukaryota; Metazoa; Chordata; Actinopteri; Characiformes; Acestrorhamphidae. Gene Ontology annotation, molecular function: histone H4 acetyltransferase activity; histone binding. The transcript has 11 exons. Gene Ontology annotation, cellular component: nucleus. The coding region runs from base 95 to 1321 and encodes 408 amino acids.